AUGAGGAAAUCAUUAUCAACAACUAAGGAUACAUCAAGUAGAAAUUAUUCCAGAAAAAACGACGGAGAUCGAAUGUAUAGAAGAGAACAUUAUGACCCAUAUUAUUCACUUGGAAGUCAUGACGGUACACGAAGAAAUAAUCAAUAUCGACACAGGUCACCACCAGCAGCAGAGACUUCCCGAGGAAAUUAUAGCGCUGGGGCUCCGAAACUCACAGACCAUAAUUUCUGUGUUUCAACAUCAGAGGUAGUGGCAGAAUUGGAAAAAUUGGGUAAUAGGGUCAAAUGGCCUGGAAAAAUGAAAUCAGAUCCGAGUAAAAGAAUUCCAGAGCAUUUAUGUGAAUUUCACAAAGAACAUGGUCACAAAACCAAGGAUUGCCAUGCAUUGCGAUUGGCAGUCGCCGAACUUUUAGAGCAAGGGCACUUGACGGAUUUGCUAUCGGAGAAAGGCAAGCAAGUAUAUUAUCAGAAGAGGGAGAAAGGAGCGCCUCCACCAUUUCCCGAGCCAAAGAGCGUAGUAAAUUUUACUAUAGGUGGUGUAGAUGUCAACAUCAUAGCAGGCUUGGACGUCAACAAAGUUACUUACACUUCAGGCAUGAAGUUCAAAAGAGUAACAACCAGAAAUGAAAAAAGGGAUAGGCUGACUUUCGUCGAGGAUUGUAUCACCUUCGAUGAAGUCGAUGCCGAUAAUAUGCAAUUUUCGCAUAAUGAUGGGUUAGUAAUUACUUUGCGCAUCUUAGAUAAUGAUAUUAAGCGUGUUUUUGUUGAUAAGUGA
Lycium barbarum (goji berry) is the source of this 774-nucleotide messenger RNA. RefSeq lists its product as uncharacterized. NCBI's taxonomy places the organism in Eukaryota, Viridiplantae, Streptophyta, Magnoliopsida, Solanales, Solanaceae. Bases 1 to 774 code for a protein of 257 amino acids. The transcript has a single exon. The record is from RefSeq and is a predicted model, not a curated record.